CGUCACCGGACGUUCGUUUGGUAAAAAAAGCGUCACCGGACGUUCAUUUCGCAGAAAAAACAUUUCCGAAUACUCAAUUCGCGGAAAAAACGUCACCAGACGUUCAUUUCGCGGAAAAAGCGUCUCCAGAUGUUCAAUUCGCGGAAAAACAACACCAGACGUUCAAUUCGUGAAAAAAACGUCACCAGACGUUCAUUACGCGGAAAAAAUGUCACCAGACGUUCAAUUCGUGAAAAAAACGUCACCGAACGUUCAUUUCGCGGAAGAAAACAUCACUGGACGUUCAUUUCACGGAAAAAAACAUCACCGGACAUUCAUUUCGCGGAAAAAAACGUCACCGGACGUUCAUUUCGCGGAAAAAAACAUCACUGGACGUUCAUUUCGUGAAAAAAACAUCACCAGACGUUCAUUUCGCGGAAAAAAUGUCUCCGGACACUCAUUUCAGAAAACGUUA
Messenger RNA from Funneliformis caledonium, 454 nucleotides. The record is from the annotation of a GenBank genome assembly. NCBI's taxonomy places the organism in Eukaryota, Fungi, Glomeromycota, Glomeromycetes, Glomerales, Glomeraceae.